Molecule: messenger RNA, 1573 nt
Organism: Notodromas monacha
Lineage: Eukaryota; Metazoa; Arthropoda; Ostracoda; Podocopida; Cyprididae
Source: the annotation of a GenBank genome assembly
GCAACGGUUUUUCUCCUCUGGUGUUUGUAGAAUUCUUAUUAAUUGAAUCGUCUUCUGUUGUCUUGGAGUUCGAUUCAAGAUGGUUCUGGCAAAAGCUCCCGCUCCGAAACCUAAGCGACACGUAACGAAGAAAGGUGCAAAGGGUAAGAAACAGAAGGUUUCGCUCAAGUUCUUCAUUGACUGCUCGCAUCCAGUUGAAGAUGGGAUCAUGAACGCCGGUGAUUUUGAAAAAUAUCUCACCGAACGAGUCAAGAUCGCGGGGAAAACGGGUAACUUGAGCAACAACCUCGUCAUUGAGCGCAACAAGAGCAAGCUCACUUUCAACGCCAAUGUUCAGUUCUCCAAGCGGUACCUGAAGUACCUCACCAAGAAAUAUUUAAAGAAAAAUAAUCUUAGGGACUGGCUUCGCGUGAUCGCGAGUGGCAAGGAUUCCUACGAGCUGCGUUACUUCCAGAUCGAUAACGAGGCCGAAGAUGAUGACGAAGAUCAAGAGGGUUUACCUUGCGUGCGACGCUCGCGUGUUCUUGUGUCCCCAGCUAUGGCAAACAAUACGUACCAACCCCCGCAAUAUGCUGGGAAACCGCCACAAGGCCUUCAUCUCGACGUUCUCAAGGGAGACAAGUUGAUACAAAAAUUGAUGAUCGAUGAGAAAAAGUGUUACUUUUUCGGGAGGAACCCGAUCAUGUGCGAUUUUGUGAUUGACCACCAGUCUUGUUCGCGUGUUCAUGCAGCGCUGUGGUGGCACAAGCAUUUGGACCGUGCCUUUCUCAUUGACCUCGGAAGCACUCAUGGAACUCACAUUGGGAACAUGAGACUUGAUAGUAAUAAGCCGACGCCUCUCCCGAUUGACAGCUUGUUUCACUUCGGGGCUUCCACGAGAAAGUAUAUAAUUCGCGAACGCCCUCAAACAGGACAGAAGCCAAUCAUGGAAGAACUGGAACAAUCGGAACACGCGGAACUUCUCGGCUUGCCAGAAACUGAAAUGGAGUUGGAUAACUUGACGGAGUUCAACACCGCACACAACAGGCGACUAGCGAUGCUUGGCCUGGAUGAAAUCGAACCUAAGGUGAAAGGUCCGAAGAAGCGAAAACCGGGUGGAGUGACGUUUAAUGAGGAGGAGCAGGUGAUAAAUCCAGAAGAUGUUGACCCAUCCAUCGGGAGAUUUAGGAAUUUGGUUCAGUCCACUGUUGUGCCUGUGAAACGAACAAAGACGAAUUCGAACCCUGAAGGAUUCAUGGACACUUCGAGUUCACCCCCAUCAGCCAGCAUGCAUCGCCAGCAGGGUUUCCUGUCAUCUGCAGCCAGUUUGUAUUCAGACUUGCCAGCCGAGCAAAAUUCAACUCCAUCCACGUUUGGGUUGUUCUCGUCGAGCUUGGGCUCGAAAUUGGGCAUUUCUUUGCCGAACCCUGCACCGGAUGUGGACAUGGAAGUUGCCCAGCCGAAGGUGCAAACCACUUUCGCACCCAAAGACUUCCAUCCCGCUGACAUGGAAGACUUGGGUCCCAAAAAGAAGAAAUACGCCAAGGAGGCCUGGCCCGGGAGAAAACCCCUGAGUGCACCGGCUCCUGUCUGA